GUGGUGGUGGUCGUGGUGGUGGUGAACGAGUGAGUGAGGUGGUAGUGGUCGUGGUGGUAGCGGACGAGUGAGUAAGGACGAGCUGGAAGGACGCCCUCUAACCGGCGUGAAGAUGGCCGAGGAGGAGGAGGGGGGGGUGAGGAGGAGGAGGAGAAGGACUCGAAGCUGGCGGCCGCCGCCUGCAUCGUGGCUGCCGCCUACCUGGGCACCAACAAGCGGCAGCGGAGCCGCGGAUGGGCCAUGAGCUGCGGCAACGGAGGAGGAGGAGGGGGCCGAGUGAGGUCCGUGUGGGAUGCGAGCCAGGAGGUCUUCCUCAUCGAGUGGUUCCACGCUCGCGUGCAGGUGCUCGGUGAAUAACAUCGGAGGAUCACCCAGCAGUGGAUUGACUACGACUGACGAUGACAUUUCGUGUUGGUUGGGGGGGGGGUGCCGGUGGUCAGCCCCUGGGGGAGAUUACGCCGAGGGGCUAUGCGCCCCCAGAGGACAUCAACCAUGGAGAUGGAGCGAGCGACGGGAUCAGUUGGUUGUGAUCACCGGUUCAUGUGGGAUCCUUCGAACCCAGAUUAUUUCAAGAGGGACAAACGCAACAGAAAAAUGAAUGAACUCUGCGAGCAGCUGGGCGGUGAUGCCCACGGGGUACCCUUCACAGGGGAAGAGAUCAAGUUUAAAUGGAAGAACUUGCGGAGCAUCUAUUUCAGAGAGGUGAAGAAGGUGGAGGAUGCGGACCGGAUGGGAAGUGGCCGGUCAAACGGAUACUACCCCAAGUGGCAUCACUUUGAGCGGCUCGGCUUCUUGCGAGAGGCUAUGCAGUCGCGGUGCGGACGGUACACCUUCAACCAGUCGGCGCUGGACAAAUUUGUUACCGACGCUCCCACGCCCGCCGCGCCCUCGCCCAACACGCCGUCGUCGCCGGCGCGCUCACCCACGGAGCUGGCCGCGUCGCUGCAGGCCAUGCCCUCGCCCUGCCCGCCCUGGGCCUCGCCCUCGGCGCAGAGCAUGAGCGGCACGAGCUGCCUGUCGGACGAGGACACCAAACCCCUGAGCUGCGUGCGGCAGCUGCGCAACGACGGGCUCGUCGUCGGCGGGGGCGGCAGCGUAGGAGGCGGACGCGAUGUCAUCGGCGAUGUCGGAGGACUCGGAGGUGGGGCGGGAGGCCGGGGAAUUGGAGGCGGCGGGGGGGCGGGAGUUGGGAGCGUCCGCGCCGAGCAGCUUCUGAACACGGCCAUGACGCACCUCGGCGGGUCGCGGCGGGGGACGGAGAGCGCCGACGACAUUUUCGGGAAGUACAUCGCCAUGUCGCUGCGCGAGAUGCCGCCGCGGAAAAGGGAGCGGGCGCGACUGGCGCUGCACAAGACGCUGCACGACAUCGCCGUCAGCGACGAUUAGCGGCCGCCAAUCCCCCCCCCCCCGCACAGGUAUCGUCGCAACGUACCGUGGAAGAGGGCGAUCGGAUAUUUUAGUUUUUGCGAACAAGGUGGGCCUGCAGAAAGCCGCCAGUCGGAGACGGCCCUACACUGGGUCCCGUUUACCCUUCGCAGUGGCGUCGCUUAAAUGGGCUCUCGCAUUUUGUUCGUCCAGGCUCGGGACAUCGAUUAGGUCAAGGGAAGGUGCUAGAGACUUGAUUUUAGCGAGUGGACAUUUGGACGUGGAUUUUAUCACUGUGUAGCAUGUAAGCGCAGAAGAGUCUGCGAAUAGAAAUAAGACUUAGAAAAAGGAAGCCAUGUGGUUUUCUACAUUAAUCGAUUUGAAAUCAACUUUUGGUAUUUAUUCAACACCGACAUGCGCGACUGAACCAUUUUUCUGAGUCGGCAUUUCAACAUGAAUAUGUAUUAGUACAUCAGCCUAUUAGCGUUGCAGACCAACAUUAUCGAGCAGCAUUUGUUUAAGCAAGCUAAACUAUGGACAGAUGUCGAUGUUCAGUCACAUCAGCAGUCAGGCUUGUUAAACAUGCUGCUGGAAUACCAGAUGGUAUUGGCGAGAGCACUCCAUAUAAAAUACGUGACCCCAUUCAAUGCAAAAAGCAACAUCAACUACUAUUUGCCACUAAGUAGCCGUGACAUCACCACGGUGCUUUUUCCAGGAUAGGUAAACUGUAAAGGCUGGCAGGCAGGUCAUGAGACAGACCCAGCUGCCAUGGGUUGACUUACUGAGAUGACUGACAAUUGCACCACGUGCUCUCCACUGUGGCCAGCUUGCCGCGUUUUAGCCGCCAGGCGCUCGGCUCGUUGCCGCGAGCAUCACCCCUCCACCCUCUGUUGUUGCUGGAGGGAGGCUGCCUUCAACUGCCCAGCCGCAUCCUUCACCAGCCUUCUCCACGGAGGCCGAUCUUGACAGGUGGUGCCCAUCGUCGGCAAGUCCAAUCGGUUCCACGUCCUUCUUUACCGCAUCAGUCCAUCUCUUCUCAAGCCCAUGCCAUGCCGGUUUAGCCCUCUCUAUCCGGCCAAAGAGAAGCUGUUUGGGGAUACGGUGGCUAGGCAUGCUGGCUACAUGAUCCAGCCAACGCAGCCUUGCCUGCCGGAGGAGCUCACUUAGGGAACUGUGUCCAGAUCGUUCGAGGAUCUGUGAACUCCUCGCACAAUCUAGCCUGGUUAAACCCAGGAUGGAUCGUAGGCAGGUCAGCCUGAACGUUUCAAACCGGUGCAGAUGUUCCUGGGUGGUGCUCCGUGUUUCGCAAGCAAUAGAGAAGGGUGGGUAUAACUGUGGCCGGGAAGACCCAGACUUACAUUACUCUCUCAGCCUCCCUCUAUGGUACACACACACAAAAUGCUAAAUUAAAUACCCUACACACUCAUGUGUUGCCAUAGUGAAGGUCAAAUCCGGUCUGGGAAGCCAAUAGGCCUCUGGACUAACACAUUUUUUAUUUGUAUGUCGAGACACUCAAUGGAGUUCGGCUUAUUUAUAUUUUUCCAUGAUCAUUCAGCCCCCUCUCCUCUCCUCCCGGUAGUUAAUACAGCAGAUUACCAAAGCACACCGAUAGCUGUAACGUAGACGGUAACAACCCCUGUGUAGUAUUUUGCAAGAGCGGACCAUUGCACAUCCUUGUGAUCUGCGGCAAUCUUUGUAAAUAACCUGCAAAUUGUACAAAAAAAAAUUAACAAUACGUCUAACUAUGGAUAGCCAGAUAUCUUUAAAAAACUGUGUUCUAUUUGUUUGCUUAAUUGAUGAAGUAACACAAAUUUGUUUAUCGUGAGAAGAUGUGAGUGUUUAGCAGCGUCCACUUAUGUGGGUGCGAUGACAAAAUCACCCGGAAUGUGUCCAGUCUCACUAGAUCUCGGAAGCUAAGCAGGCUUGAGCCUGUUUUAGUGUGGGGGAGGGUGACCGCCACGCACAGCCGGUUGCGAUAGGUUUCUGCGGGGCUAUGUGGUGGGUAGCGGAGGGCAUUGCGGCAAAUUAAUUUGUUGGCAUGUGCUUCCUACGUUUCCACAUCUGUGCUUCCCCCACCUUCAAGUCGCGCUGACCGCCACGGCGAAGUAUGGCGAAACAAAACCGAAAACCCCGACGGCGUAGGGAGGCCCUCAUCCAGCAGUGGAUUGACAAAAGGGCUGUACGUUCACAUUUUGCAAAUGUCAGCUCCCAUUUGAUUUCACUAUUCGACCACCUCUGGAUUAUGUGAUUCGAGCGGGGGGAGAGAACAUUGUCAGCAAAACAUAGAGAAAUGUUCGUCUGUUUUUUGUAAUAUUUAACAAAUAGUACCUGUACAUUUUAGCAUAUGAAGUUUAUACAAUUGUAUUGAGCACUGUUUAUUGAAAGUAAAAAAAAAAUCUCCACGGGCUCAUUCAAUAUAAUACAUAUUCCCACCACUCAGUGUUAUCCAGGUGAGAUUCACGUGGAAACUGUCAAGAAAAUCCUCACAAAUCUGAUCAGAACACCAUUAAUCACCCUAAAGAGUAGCCGAUGUCAUCUGCUUUCGGAAACCAAGGUUGGUUGUGCCUGGCUAGCCCUUCGAUAGGUGGCCACCAAGAGAUGGCAAGUAUGAGACGGCGAGGUAGGCCGGGAGGGGAGCCCGUGGUGUAGCGGUUAACGCGCCGCGCUACGAACCCGGCGACUCGAGUUUGAUUCCGUCUCGUGGCCAACACCAGUGACGAUUCUAGAUUUGAAGCUUUUGUGACUGCAAGGCUUCAUAUUCUUAGGUUUUUUCGGUAAAGUCACGUAGGUAAAAAAAUUAAAUUAAUAAAAUGAAAUAAAAAUUAAAUAAAAAUCACGACGUUUGAUACAGCUAUCGUGCUGUGACGGUCCUACCUGAAGACGGAAGCUUGUGUUGCCUCCGAAACGUCGUGAUUUUUAUUUAAUUUUUAUUUAAAUUUUUUACCUACGUGACUUUACCGAAAAAACCUAAGAAUACCAGUGACGAUUGUCUGGAACUGGUCCUGAGCCCUCUGCGACGUCGACUCGGUAUCAAAUGAGUACCUGGUGUGGUGUGUAAACAUCCGUUACUCGAGACGCAAACGCAGCCGUGCGUGCUGCCGGCCACCAAGCCCCUCGUGUGCCGUGCCGGCUUUAAUAGGUGCUCGCUAACAGUGCUUUCCCCCAACGGUCUGUUCAGACUAUGAGGGGGAUUCUUUUAUCUUUGGUGGCCAGGAGGUGGUAGCGUUGGGUGCUACCGCUGCUAUUCGUGGGUUUUCCCCGUGUAUUCCCAAUUUCCUCCCAUAUGGCAACCCCUUGUAUUUGACCGAACAUCCAACGCAGGACGCUGCUUAAACAUGUUUUGAGGCUUGGUGAAGAUAUCCUGGGUAAAUGAUUGGUGUUAUGUUUUUUUUACUGCAUUUUAAAUAUCUGCAUGAACCGUCCGAUUCGGUUCAAAAGUGUUAAGAAAGAAUGUUUGCUUUGUGUUGCACCACACACUACCGUCGCAGUCAAAAGUAUUGAGGAGCGGCUUGCCAGACAGACAUCUCUAGGUCAGCACUGCUCAGAAUACCGUAUCAUUCCCCGUACAGAUCUUUCUGGCGAUCCACAUUUCAAACCUGCGUAGUUUUUUUUGCGGUCUAUAGCUGAGUAAUUUUAUUUAAAAAAAUAACUAAUUGGUUACCCGAUUAUACUCUCGUUCCGUGGUUCAGAACAAUUUAAUUAAUAUGGGAAUUGAUUUAGUGAGUAGUGUCGACUUGGCUGAUGUGCAAAGAAGUGGAUUCUUCACCCCACGUUUGCCCAAAGCAUUCCUUAAAAUGUAUUUUGUGGAUCAUGUCAUCAAAUUGGCAAAUUGUGAUUGGUCCGAGGUGAGCGUGAUUUUCUACUCUCUGCGUUUGUCUCAUUGUCGUUCUGAUGUUUGGCCACGUUCAGGUAAGCGACUGUACCGCUUAGGCCUGGGUAUCUGAUGCUCGUUCCGUUGAAACGAUAACAUAACGUGCGACUGUGUGUAACCCCCGUGAUUUUAUUUGGCACACGUCAUGUGACGGGUAACUGCAAGAUCUGACCGUGUCUGACCAGUGCUGCUGAGCUUCAUUCGUUUCCGGUUUGCUGAAAGAAUACGUUAUGUCGCACUCAUUACACACAUUGAGCUUGCCACAAAUGAACCAGAAUAUCUUGCCGAUCUCGUCAAGGUGCAAUAAACCAUCACAGAAACUCUGGUCAUCCUCGCAUCGACUUUGGCCUAACCAUCAAACAAAGACGGGUCACCGCAUCGCGCGCUUUCAGAUGCGCUUCUGCGGCCGUCUGGAACGCUCUUCUGAUAUGAGGAAGCCACUUGAGCUAUGCACUUUUAAAUCUAAAUUGAAAACUAAUUUCGUUAGAAGUGCUUUUUGUGUUUAGUUUAUUGUCCCCCCCCCCCGCACCUCUGAUAAGCACGGGUGGCUACGUACGGUGCGAAAGAAGUUCCACAUCAUGGCUGACACAAGUAAUGGUUCUCAAGCUAUGGACGUUAAAGAACGGAGCAUCGGAACAAUUCCACGGAAGUCAUUUUCAUUGUUAAACCUGUGUCACGAAGAAAUAAUGCCUUGAACGGACACCCGUGAACAUGACCCGCGUGGUUGAACGCCAUCCACCACGUGACUAUAAGUUUAGAGGCCUUACAAUGUAAUCUCUUGCCUGGCGCGUGAGAGUUCAGAAUGGCAACACGAAUGCUGUUAAAAAAAUUAGUAGUCUUGUGCUACUUUACCAUUACCAGAAUAUAACGUAUCGAAACAAAUGGUCACUUCAUUGCAAGAUGUUGUCGACAAGCUGUGUCAUUUUACAUUUCACUAAUUGCAAUAAACUUGCAUUUGCGCAAUAGUACGAA
Molecule: messenger RNA, 6208 nt
Organism: Lethenteron reissneri (Far Eastern brook lamprey)
Lineage: Eukaryota; Metazoa; Chordata; Hyperoartia; Petromyzontiformes; Petromyzontidae
Source: RefSeq, a predicted model, not a curated record